This is a messenger RNA of Rhizopus microsporus ATCC 52813, 762 nucleotides long. RefSeq names its product SURF4-domain-containing protein. The record is from RefSeq and is a predicted model, not a curated record. The transcript has 3 exons. NCBI's taxonomy places the organism in Eukaryota, Fungi, Mucoromycota, Mucoromycetes, Mucorales, Rhizopodaceae. Gene Ontology annotation, cellular component: membrane. Bases 1 to 762 code for a protein of 253 amino acids.
AUGAAAUACCUGCCUAUUCUAAGUCGACUAUUGAUUGUUGGGACAUUCUAUGAAGAUGCUUUACGAACAUUCUGGCAGUGGGAAGAUCAGGCAUUUUAUCUUCAAAGGGUUCGACAUAUCCCCAAGGCUGUAACACUUACAUUUUUAGCCGUCAAUUUAUCUUGCAUGACAAUAUUUGCAACAUGUGUAGUAUUAAAGAAUCGAAUUGGAUUAUCAACUGCAGUAUUAGUGGCUUUAAGUUUAUGUCAAGCAUUUGCAUUUGGGUUAUUAAAUGAUGUGAUGGUUCUGUUGCGAACUCUAUCAGUAACAGGUGGUCUACUGUUAUGCAUGACAGAGUCCUUGAAUCAAAAGAAGUCAAGAAACUUAAUGUUUGCUUCUCUUCCUCAACUGUCACCCAUAGAUAAACACAAAUAUCAUCAGCUCGCCGGUCGUAUCCUUCUUGUCUUUCUAUGUCUUGGCUUUAUUCUCAAUGGUGAGUGGAGUAUGUUACGCAGAGUUAUCCUAUUCGUCGGAUUGGCUGCAUGCGCCAUGAUAAUUAUCGGAUUUCAAGCCAGAUGGUCAGCCACACUGUUGGUUGCCUUACUCUGUAUCAUCAAUCUCCUUGUCAAUAACUGGUGGUCUUCAGCACAUAGGUCCCAUCAAAGAGAAUUUCUCAAAUAUGAUUUCUUUCAAUGUCUCAGUAUCACCGGAGGCUUACUCUCUCUCCUCUCUGUAGGACCUGGUAGACUCAGUUAUGACGGAAAAAGAAAAAAGGAAAUUUGA